This is a messenger RNA of Cryptomeria japonica (Japanese cedar), 1468 nucleotides long. RefSeq names its product CASP-like protein 2A3. The coding region runs from base 646 to 1179 and encodes 177 amino acids. The transcript has 3 exons. The record is from RefSeq and is a predicted model, not a curated record. Lineage: Eukaryota; Viridiplantae; Streptophyta; Pinopsida; Cupressales; Cupressaceae.
CACUGAAAAUACACAGUACAUUCUAUUGACCUAUGGACAGCACCUUCCCCCAAGGCAUGAUCCAUCAACCAAAUUAUUCUUUAAAAAUUUGAAGAAAGACUGCUAAACUGAAUAAAAAACCAGGCCCAUGAUCAUGACAUUCUUGUUUAAAUUUUACCUACUUAUCAGUCGGUGAUUUAAAAGAGUGUGGUGGUGGUGGACCAAUGACUGCUGCAUUAAUAUAGGAGCCUAGUUGCCACCAAUGGAGGCCACAGCAUAUACGUGGAAUUAUUUCCGCCGCAGGGUGUGGCGCCUACUGUACCAGAGAGAUCUGCAACAUUACUGAGCCGUACCUCUCAAUAAGAAAAUUUAGAGUUUGCAUGCCGUAUAGAUUUGGUUAUUCGCUGCUUCUGUGACUUACGUGUGCUUGGAAUAAAAAUCUCACGCUGGAUUACCUACUUUUUCCGCUCCAUUCAUUCUCACCGACCUUUGAGAAUUUUCUCACAGCAAUUCUUGGAAACCAUUAAAUGCUAUCAACGGCCAUGUAUUUAAUCUUAACCUACACUGCUUCUACCACAACAAUGAACAGUUUUUUCCAGCUCUCUCAAUCUUCCUUCGCAAACGUUACUGAUCUCUCUGGAAUUAAAUUUCAAAUUCGUUUUGUAAAUGGGUGGAGAAGAUGACUGUGAAAUUAGCGAGGGAGAGAAAUGGGUGGAAAGGGGGCUGCGGAUUGCGGCGCUUCCUCUUUGCAUUGCAGCUCUGGUUUUGAUGAUCAAGAGCAAGGAGAUUAACGAUUAUGGAGCCCUUAAGUACAACCACAUUGCCGCUUUUAAGUAUUUGGCUUAUGCAAAUGGAAUAGGUGCUGGUUAUUCCGUGUUAUCAGCAUUUAAUUCUGCAGUUCCUCAAUCUCGCAGCUUAUCUAGAGCAUGGCUUGUUUUUUCUUUUGAUCAGGCAUUUGCAUACUUGAUAUUAGUAGCAGGAGCUGUAGCCACAGAAGUGUUGUACUUGGCACAUAAGGGUGAUGAGAAGAUCACAUGGUACCAAAUGUGUCCUUAUUAUGGAAGAUUUUGCAACAAAUUAGGGGCCUCCCUAAUUUUAAGCUUUGUGGGUUGUGUAUGUUUUGUUAUACUAUCACUUAUUUCAGCCCACAGGGUCUUUAGUAAUUAUGAUCCUCCACGUCUUUACAAGGAAGACCAGUAAGUCAACACCCGAAGUAAAAUGAAUACCAAACCAGGUAAAGAUAGAGAAUGCAAAAGGUAUUCGACCUUGUAAAUUUUCAUAAUUGUCUAAACAGGCAAUAAAUAACAAUAUUCCAUGCUGAACUGAUUCACUUUGAGAACUUUUAUAUGUUUUCUCUGAUUCGUAGUUCAAUUUAAGUUUGUGAGGUAAGCAUCAUGCCACUUUUGAUGAGGGUCACUGCCCCCCUGUUACAAAUUAUCAUGGAAACUUGGUUUGGAGUUAUGAAUGUAAGAAAAUCAUAUUGGGUUCA